AGGCUGCUGUGCUGUUACUUUCUGUCAUGUCUGGGAAAGCUUCCAGUGAUAAGCAGCCGCACACAGAGUUUUCCAUACUCUUGGAAGUAUUUCUGACUUUUUCCUCAUUUUUCGCGGCGCGCGUUGUGUUGAACUUGCGCGCGUCAAACUUCUCUGGACUGACUGACUGAGGAGGUUAUCUUGGCAUUUGAAUCAAGGAUUAUAUGCAUUUCAAUGUAUGCACGAUGAGAUGAGAAAACCUGGCGCUGGGCAGCAGUAAAUGUCUCUCUGCUUUAAUCAGUCAGAUCGCGCGCUGAAUAUUCAAGACAUGUUUCCUAAACGCAUCAACAGGUAAACAAAGGUCUUUUUAAAUUGACCGAAUUUUUCUUUGUUAAAAACUUUGUUAGUUUCUAAACAUGUUUUAAAGAACUUUUGCCUUUUUUGCACUGAGCAUCAGCAUAUAAACGCUUUAUAUAUGUAUAUACACACACAUUAAAAUUCGGAUCUUAUGACGCUUCAUUGGAUUGUAUCUCUCUGCCGACUUAAGUGAUAUUAAAGUGUUCAAACAUGAGGGCACGGUACAUGCUUGGUUUCGGUGUUUUGUGUCUGUUGACAUGGGCUGUUUACGUGUCAGAGAGCAGCCCGACCGAUAAACAAGCUAAACUCAGACUGAUGUCCGUAAGACGAGCGAGACAAAACAAAUCCCGACAGGGUCAGAUCAUCAAAGCACGUGCUUCUUCUUCAUGGAUCAAUGAUAAGCGCCAACAGAUGCAGGGAGACGAAGGUGUACAAUUUAGAAGGAAUGUCCAAUCCAGAAAGGUCUUGGCACAAAGGAGACCGGCUCAGGGUGGGACAAGGAAUCCAAUCCAGCAAGAUGAUGGAACACCUGGAGCCAGGGCCAGAGUGUCCCGCAUGCCAAGCAGUGCUGGUUCACCAAACCUACUAGCGUCAUUUGCAGGGAAAAACCGCCUACUGGUUAUUUCCGCACCUCACGACUCUGAUGGCUACUACAGACUGAUGAUGAGCCUGCUCAAACCAGAGGUCUACUGUGAGUUGGCUGAGCGGCACGUGCAUCAGAUUGUCAUGUUCCACCAGGAAGGAGAGUUGGGUGGGAAAAUCAGACGCAUUACUAAUGUAGGAAAAGUGAUGGAAGAGCCAUUAGAUACUACUCUCAUUCCCAGGCUCAUGACCUUUCUUAAAUUAGAGAAAGGAAAGUUUGGGAUGGUCCUUCUUAAGAAGACGCUUCAGGUACAGGAACGCUAUCCAUACCCUGUCCGACUGGAAGCAAUGUAUGAAGUUAUCGACCAGUCACCAAUGCGCAAAAUGGAAAAAGUACGGCAGAAAGGCUUUGUGCAGAAGUGUAAAGGGGCUGGGGUGGAGGGUCAGGUGGUUGAGGGUGUCCUGAUCACUGAUUCCAAGGUGGACCCACCAGUAGAAAGGAGAAAAGAGAUUCGGAAACCCAUUCGAAGACCAACAACUACUACUUCAACUCCAACAACUACCACCACGACUACCAAAGCAACUACUACCACCACAACACGUGCCCCAACUACAACUCGAUCUACCACCACCACCACCACCACCACAACAACAACACGGCCGACCACAACAACAACACGGACCACCACCACUCCAAGGACAACCAGAACUCAAACUACCCCACAAUGGAUCCCAGCCCACAAGACCACCGCUGAGCCUUACUAUUACAACCGCAGGGACAGAUACCAGACCACCUCACCCACAACUGACACCGCAAGAUACAGGGACAACCACACUUCUAAAAAAGAAUACAACCACAGACAAACCAACAUUAUACCUACACAACACAAACCAACCAAAGUUAGGCCGGCAAAGAAAAAGAAUAGCGAUAAAGAUAUUAUCAAUGCAUAUGAGGAGAAAUAUGAUGUAGGUGUGCCUACUGAUGUCUAUCCUGAAGAAAAAGAGGAAGAAAUCGUGCCCACUAAAAGAGGCAAGGGCAAAACAGAUAAAAAGAAGAAAAAGGACAAGACAGAUAAGCUGUCUAAAAAGGACAAGGCGGAGAGGAGGGGAAAAGAUGGAAAGGGUGGUAAGAAAAAUGGAAAGAAAGUUCCAAAGAUCCUUGAGAAAGAAGAAUAUCAGAAACCAACAAAGAGACCACCACCACCGCCGCCACCUAAAGGAACUCUGGCAACCUUUUUGGACUAUUUUGAAAGCAGGAGGAGAUUAAUUUUGAUCACCUCUCCAACAGAGGAGAACAGCAUGUAUGUUCAGCAGAGAGAUGAAUACUUGGAGCACGUGUGUGAAAUGGCAAUCAGGAAAGUCUCCAUCAUCACCAUCUUUGGCACACUUAGGAACAGCACCAUGAAGAUUGAUCAUUACCAGCUUGAGAAGGACAAGCCCAUGAAAGGUCUGAGACAGGAGGAUUUGGAGAACCAGAAUCUUAUCAUGGAGCUGAGGAAAGAGUACGGAAUGACCUACAACGAUUUCUACGUGGUCCUCACAGAUCUGGACAUGAAGGCGAAGCAAUACUAUGAAGUGCCAAUUGCGAUGAAGGCUGUGUUCGACUACAUCGACACCUUUUCAUCCCGCAUCAGAGAGAUGGAGCAACAGAAACGGGAUGGGGUGACGUGCAAAAAAGAGGACAAGCCCAGAUCAUUGGAGAACUUCCUUUCCAGGUUCCGCUGGAGACGCAGGUUGUUUGUCAUAUCUGCACCAAACGAUGAGGAAUGGGCCUAUCAGCAACAGCUUUAUGCACUGACCAGUCAGGCCUGCAACCUGGGUCUUCGUCAUGUAUCCGUGCUGAAGCUGGUCGGGACAGACCUGAUGGACAUGGGAGGAGUGUUAGAGCUUUACCCCAUCAACGGAAGUGCAACGGUGGAGCGUGAGGGCAUCUCUGCCACUCUAGUGAGAGACAUCAGAAACUACUUCCAGAUCAGCCCUGAGUACUUCUCCAUGCUGCUUGUCGGAAAAGACGGAAAUGUCAAAUCCUGGUACCCGUCGCCCAUGUGGUCCAUGGCCAUCAUCUAUGACCUGAUCGACUCCAUGCAGCUCCGCAGACAGGAAAUGGCCAUCCAGCAGUCUCUAGGUAUGCGCUGCCCUGAGGAUGAGUACGGUGGAUAUGGUUAUCAUCAUGGCUAUCAUGAGGGUUACCAGGAAGGUUAUCAUCAGGGUUAUGGAUAUUAGAGAUGCUUUUAAAUAGACAGCAAUAACUGAAAAUGUGUCUUUUACCUGGUUAUACACUUUAUCAUACAGCUGUUCAUUUGUUAAAGCUGCGUAUUCUCUGUUAUACAUCUAUGGACAUAAUCUUUUGUAGAUAAAAAAAAAAAAAGGAUGGGAAAUAAAUAUUUGUAUUAUAUUUAUUGGAUGUCUGCUCUAUAUGAAGGGAUCGUUUUUAAAGGUCACAGCCUGCUUUUUGAUAUUAUUAUUACUCUAUUUUUUAAGAGCACUGUCGCUACAUGGCUUAUUUAUAAACAUAUAAAUUGUGCUUUAAUUCAAUAAAAAAAUAUAAUGCCAUCAAGCUUUAUGUUACAAACAUUACAGGUCAUUGUGCAACUUUUAUUUUUAGCUGAAUUGAUUAAUAUUUUUUUAAAUGCACUCUUUUGAUACAGCCUGAACAUUUCUACUUAAAGGGAUAGUUCACCCUGAAAUAAACAUUGUGCAUUUAUUUACUCAUUAUCCACUUGUUCCAAACCUUUAUGAGUUUCUUUCUUCUGUUGAACACAAAGGAAGAUAAAUUGAAGAAUGUUGGGUGAAAAAACAUUGACUUCCAAAGUAUUUUUUUGUUUCUACUAAGGAUGUCAGUGACUGUUUUUCCCUCCAACAGUCUUCAGAAUUUCUUGUUUUGUUCAUUAGAGUUUAGAACCAUGUGAGUGCAAGUAAACAGGCUUUUCAGUUUUGGGUGAGCUGUACCUUUAAGCACUAUGUAGUUUGAGAUUUUCUUUAUUUUAUCUCCCUCUGCUGGUCAGUGAUAUGAUUGCAUCUGCUGAAAAAGAAUCAGUAUUGUUGUUGUUGCCGAAAAACAAUUGAAAUAAAAGCAGCACAAAUAUUUAUGAGCACAUAUAAUUGA
Messenger RNA from Danio aesculapii, 4024 nucleotides. RefSeq names its product coiled-coil domain containing 80 (gene ccdc80). The record is from RefSeq and is a predicted model, not a curated record. Lineage: Eukaryota; Metazoa; Chordata; Actinopteri; Cypriniformes; Danionidae. The transcript has 7 exons. Bases 547 to 3141 code for a protein of 864 amino acids.